Molecule: messenger RNA, 1834 nt
Organism: Xenopus laevis (African clawed frog)
Lineage: Eukaryota; Metazoa; Chordata; Amphibia; Anura; Pipidae
Gene: stn1.S
Product: STN1, CST complex subunit S homeolog
Exons: 12
Coding region: 217-1695 (492 amino acids)
Biological process (GO): telomere maintenance via telomere lengthening; telomere capping
Cellular component (GO): CST complex; chromosome, telomeric region; nucleus
Molecular function (GO): single-stranded telomeric DNA binding
Source: RefSeq, a predicted model, not a curated record
UGCUGCUUGGAGUCACAGGCCUACUCUACCACAGGGCACCACGGGAAGAGGAGGUGGCAAUGUGGGCGGUGAAAUAACCCGCGCCAGGACAGAGGGAACAGCCAAAGUCUCCCCUCCCUCCCGCUUCUUCUGACCCGGGAGGAGAGUUUGCCUAGCAGCCAGUAAGCAAGAACCGUGUAAGAGUUAAUUUGCAGGUCAAACAGUCUGAGCCUCUGGAUGCAGCCGGCUUCUUUGGAAGAGACUCCCUCACUUUUAUGGGGUUUAGAUCCAGUCUUUUUAGCCUUUGCAAAACUGUACAUUAAAGACAUCCUAGAAUUAUCGGAGUCCAAGCAAGUUCCAGGUAUAUUUUUCUACAAAGGGCACCCAAUAAAACAAGUUGACAUCUUAGGAACGGUGGUCUUUGUAAGAGAGAAGGAGAACUUUUACAGCUAUGGAGUGGACGACAGUACUGGAGUCAUCAGCUGCACAUGCUGGAAGAGCACGGCACAGACAGAAGUCUCUAAUCAAGAGACUGCUGCUCGCCACAUUCCCUCCAGUUCCAAGGAUUUGGAUGCAAUGAUGAAAGAACUGUACAAAGAGGAGAAUAAGAAAGCCAAGAUGGAUAUUGGAGACAUUAUCAGGGUUCGAGGGAGCAUCAAGGUGUUUCGUGAGCAAAGAGAGAUAGUCGCUUCUGUUUUCUACAAAGUGGAGGACCCUACAUUGGAUAUACAAAUGGCAAGGAUGUUAGAUCUUCCCUACAUGUACAGAAAUGUCUAUGACGAGCCGUUUGCUAUACCAGACUCUUUCAAAAAUGCAUCUGAAGGAAAGAAUGAUCACGGUAUGGUAACACAGGCACAUCUGAUCACCCAACUGAGUGAAAAAGUGAAAGUUUUUCUUAUGGAGAACAAAAUUCACAAUUUUUAUCAGAGGGAGUUAGAAAGUGUUGACUCCUUGAUUGCUAUCGCGAGCAGUCCUGUUAGUGAUUGCAAGGCUGAGCCCAAGGAUAGUUCUAGCUCUAAACAAAUCCACAACAUAUUCAAAGAAGCCAUCAAAGUGCUGCUAGAGGGAGGCUACAUUUUUCAAAAAGGGCCAAAUCAGGAGGUUUAUCAGGUCACUGAUCAGGAUAAAGAUUUACACAAACGAACCCUUAGCAUCAUUCAAGAAGACUGCAAAAGGCAAAAGCAUGCAGAAAAAGGCUGCCACUUUCUCUAUAUCUUGACCUGUGUCCGGCAGAGCUUUGGCUCCAGCGUCCGUGAGACUGUACUGCGGCGUGUCAUUGACACCCUGGAAGGAAACAGCGAUAUUGACUUCAAUUUCAGCUGUUUUCGUGACUUUGGGUAUUUCGGCGCUUUGGGACUUGGGCUGUCCGGCUUUUCGGCAUUUCUGCAUUUCGGCUGUUCGGGACUUCAAAAACGGACGCACGGCUUCGGCGCUCUCAAGGGGGGUCCGGCUCUUUCAAAAGUGCAGUCCCGGGUCCGGGACACUUGUCCCCCCCCUGAUGGCAACCCUGCGUUUAGCAUCUGGCAGAAACCUAGUGGAUGCUCUAAUCAGCCUCUGCAUUGCCCCUGGCCAUGCUCUAAGCAAACAUUUUUCCUUGGAGCCAAAAAACUUUUAGAGGCUGGUAAAUAUGAAAUAUUUGUAUCUAUUAUGGCAUUGAGCACAAAGUUACCUAGUUUGGAACGUUGCCUUCAGAACCUUCUAAAUAAAGAUAGAUGAAGGUUUGAAGGCACUUCCAUGCGUUGGACUUUUGCAUUCCCCUGAAUGAUCUCAUAAUGUCAAACCAGGAGGUCUCUUUCAAUAUAUUGACAUUUAGGGGCCCUUUUUAAUAAAAUUUGAAUUUUAUGUUUUCUCCAAA